Molecule: messenger RNA, 2615 nt
Organism: Vitrella brassicaformis
Lineage: Eukaryota; Vitrellaceae
Source: the annotation of a GenBank genome assembly
GGAAUGCCAUCCCUCCACUGAGACAGGCAGGUACUCUCCAGGCACUCAGGUACGCGACGAACUGAAGUCACUCGUGUCAGGGGAAUCAUCAACACACACUUCACACACGUACGCGCCCCGAGUCAGAUGGACCAUUUGGCUACAGUACCCCUCUCCCCGUCCCUCUAUCCGUCACGCUGGCCGUCACCCUCCCUCGCUCACGCCAGUUUGUAUGCCUCUAGCUCACUGACGUCAAAGUGCCAUCCCUUCACUGAGACAGGCAGGAACACUCGGUCAUCGCCACCGCCGUGGUCGCUUGGCCUCACAGUCGGCCGCUCCCACUGCCGCCACCCGUCCGGCUGAUUCUCCUCAAACGUGACUCCCUGGCACCGUUUCAUGAUCUCGUCGCUGGCUGCUGCUGGUGCUCCGAUCAGCUGGGCGGCCGGACGAAUGCCAAAGAAGAGAGAUGUAGCGUAGAGGACGGCCGUCAGCUCAGAGUCGGGCGAAGAGAAAUCGAUGAAGUCGGUGAGUCUCUCCUGCACACAUGGAUAGAGGGACGGGACCAUUACCAUGACUGCUGGGCUCAUUCUAAUGAGUACCCACCUGUGUGCCCGCGAUGUACAUGUUGCUGUUCCGGCCGAAGUAGCCCACGUAUGGGUGGCUGUCUGUCCCCUGCAGCUUGAAGGCGUAUGAUAUCGUGUUGUGGGUGCUCUCGGCAGGUCCGGUGACCUCGAUGGGCCCCUCGAUGAUGCUGGCGAAGAGCUCAUUGCUGUCGGCCACUUUGCAGAUGAGCAGCAGGGGGGAGUGGCCCUUGACGGCAUCGAAGAAGUCCAACCACCUCCAACCAUCCACAGUCGCCCUGCCACGACACACACACACACAUCAAGACACAGAGGCAUGAUGAGAGGAUGCCGUGAUGCUCACAUCUGUCUGGCCUGCCCUUCUCACUUGUACAUGCGAACGACCGGCUCGCCCACACACGAGGGGAUAUUGGCCGGGGCGUCCUCCUCGCCCUCACACCAACGCCGCAUCUUGUGCAGGUGGUCGGUGGUCAGCAGGCCAUCUGCAGGCCCCAAAUAGCGAUCGCUAUCCAAACCGUACCUGACACAAACCAACACAGACAGACAGAGAGCAGCCGUCGGGGCACUGUGUGGUGAGCAGCUCUGUGUGUUGUCGCCGCGCCUACAUGGUGAGUGCGUGUCGGAAUCCUUUGAGGUCGGUCUCGCCCACCGCCCCGCGCACAUACUCGGCAGGCACAUCGACCGCCUUGAUGGCCGUCCCCUUCAUGUGCGAUCUCGCCACCACGUCCACUAUGCGCCGGACGUACUCGGGAUCUUCCUCAUGACUAUCGGGAUCAUACCUGACACACACACAGACAGCAUGGCACCCGAUGCAUGUGUGUGUGAGAGCGGCUCACUUGGUGAACAUAUUCGCGAAUGUCGAGUCGGCGCCGAGCGACGUGGCUACGCCCUUGGUCACCGUCACAGUGGCACCCGACACCUCAAUCGACACCAACUGACAUCGAAGGGCACAGCAAGGACAGCACACAUGAGUGAGUGACGACCCCUUCUCCCACCUUUCUCCCUGUGUGUCGUCGGCUUACCGAAUCCUCCUCGCUAUCGCCCGUCUUGAGCAGGGGUUUGAUGGCCUCGAGGCGCUCCAUCUGGGCGUCCCUGGCAUCCUUGGCCCUCCUGAUCAUACUGGGCAGCUCCACACAGAGGGCCUCAGCAUCGCUGUCCUGCUGCUCCUGCCCUCCCUCCCCCUGCUGCUGCUGCUGGUCUUGAGUGAGGAGUGGGAUCUGCACACGGUUCGCGCGCCGUUUGUAGCCGGGGUCCGACAUAAGCAACUCAACCCAGUACCUGAACGAGACCAAACACACCACACCACACCACACCACACAAUGGGAUCCAUGGCAACACAGACAGCCUGCCGUGUGUCAGUUGGUGUGGCCCACUCACUUGAAUGGCGUAUCGUUCUGUCUGGAGGGCGGUAUGACGAUGGUGUCGAUGGUCUGCACGCCGACAUAUGUGUUGAGCUUCCCGACCAACCUGGACAACGGAACGCGCACACAAACACACACAGAGGGGGCAGUGUGAGAUCGACGCAUGGCCAUCCACAGUCAUGACAUCUGCGUACCACUUCCAGGCAUCAGGAAACAUCUGAAGGAAGAUGCGCUCGUCCUUGUCACGAACGAAGGCAUCAUCGAAGCGGCCCGAGAACAGCAGUGCAAUGACGGUCCCCUUGACGGCGCACAGAGUUGAACGGCGGGCUUUCACAAUCUCCCCGGCCACGUUGAACGCUAACAUGUCACGCAUCCGCUCGGCCUGACGACAAUACACACACACACACACACAGCAACGCACAAAACCGCGUUUCAGGGCUUCCCUGCCUUCCGCGUCUGGGCCUCUUACGGAUGGCUCGCUGGUAUCUGCCGUGCCGCCGAUGGCCCGCUCUCGCUGGAUGAGGCCAUUCUCAAUCUCGCGCAGCUUCUCGGCGAUGGAUAGGGCCUGCUCGAUGGCCUCACGCAGAUGGCCGCACUCAUCCUCAUCGCCAUCGCUGCCGUUCGGCCGCUUUCGCUUCUCGCCUGCCCCGCUGGCAGCCGCUGCCGCAGCCAUGGCGCCAAAGCGACCUUUGUA